Lottia gigantea (owl limpet) is the source of this 1314-nucleotide messenger RNA. RefSeq lists its product as hypothetical. The transcript has 5 exons. Bases 1 to 1314 code for a protein of 437 amino acids. The record is from RefSeq and is a predicted model, not a curated record. Gene Ontology annotation, molecular function: protein binding. NCBI's taxonomy places the organism in Eukaryota, Metazoa, Mollusca, Gastropoda, Lottiidae.
AUGUUCUAUGAUGUAGUGGUCAACGUCAAAAAUCAGAGUUUUAAGGCACACAAAGUUAUCUUAUCUUGCUUCAGCAAAUACUUCGCGGAUUCUUUUAUUGUGUCCUCGGGAAAAACAAAGCACCCAUUAGAGAUCAAAUUGAACGGAAUUACCUCAAACGCUUUUAAGAUAUUCUUGGAGUUUGUCUAUUCUGGAGUCUUAGAGAUGAAGCCUGAAAUUAUUGGAGAACUAGCUCUUGCCGCCGAAUUUUUGGAGAUCAACUGUCUUAAAGAAAAAACAAUGGAGUUCAUGAACUCUAUUACCCCGGAUCAGGCCUUGGUUGUCAUAGAAACAGGAAGCAUCCCUUGCACCAGCGAAAUAUUCAAGACCUCAUACGAAACUGUGAUGGAACAUUUCGGCGAAUGUUACGAUACGAACGCAUUCAACUAUCUGAGUUUGGACAACGUCUGCGCCAUUCUUCGCGAUGAUCGUUUGGUGAUCUUCACAGAGAUGGACGUAUUCUGGGCAGGACUGAAAUGGAUUGCCUUUCAUAUGAACGAAAGAUCGCCGUUUCUGAACAAAGUCAUGGAGUGUGUUCGAUUCCCGUACCUAACCCAAGCUGAAAUCUUCAAGUGUCUGGAAACAACCGAUCUACUCAGAACCUCAGAUAAAUGCAAAGAAAUUUUGAUUCAUGCCAAUUGGGAAGCGUUUUCGUGCGAGGUUUACGAUCCCAUAGAACCAGAGAAAGAGCCGGAGAAGACGCCAGAUGAGACGGAACCCAAAUUUGUCCCAUCUUUAUAUUAUAUAAUUUACUAUCAAUUCUUCAUUUCAGCCGAUAAACAGAUGCAGAGAUACAGUGCUAAAGCGGAGCAGUGGAGAUUCUUUGGCCAACUUCCGGCCCCCCGCCAUCACCAUGCUGUCGCUCUUCUGGGUGGAAGUAUUUACCUAGCGGGUAAGCGAAAUAUGUUUAUGCGAAAUGAAACAGCAACGAAGGCUGUGUUCCAGUACGAUCCUGAACAGAAAUCCUGGAAGCUCUGUGGUCCCAUGAACUCCUGCCGCAUGUUCUUCAAAUUGAUCGCCUUAUAUGGUAUGCUUUAUGCCAUAGCUGGUGAGGAUGACAGACAUCAAAUUCUGGCGAGUGCUGAAUGUUACAACCCCAAAACAAAUGGCUGGAUAUAUGUCAGCUCCAUGCAUUGGCCGAGGAAGGGAUUUGCAGCAACUGCUUGUGAAGGGAAAAUCUAUGUCGCUGGAGGUCAUGGAGAAUCUGUGGGUAAAAAGGUUGCUUUGCCGAUCCUGCAGUCUGUGGAAUCAUUCGAUCCUCGCAGUAAUCAGUAA